CUGUGAGAGACACGAGAAGCUGUGCUGUGUUUGAAAAGAGGAGGAAGAGGAAGAAGAGGAAGAAGAAAUCAGACCAUGUGACCCGUUGUUCUCCUUUAUCAUAGAGCAGGAAAAUCUCUCCGCUCACACGCGACGAUGAAGAUUCAGAACAAACAAGGGCUGAUGCUGGCGAGCCUGCUGCUCGUGGGCCUGUGUGUCCAGGCCGCCGCCGUGCUGGACGGCAGACUGGACGCCCACUGGGAGCUGUGGAAGAAGACUCAUGGGAAGUCGUAUCCAGAUGAGGUGGAGGAUGUGCGCCGCCGGGAAUUGUGGGAGGAGAACCUGAUGCUCAUUAACACGCACAACCUGGAGGUCUCGAUGGGGCUUCACACCUACGACCUGAGUAUGAACUUCAUGGGAGACCUGACAACAGAGGAGAUCAUGCAGUCGUAUGCCACGCUCAUUCCACCUGCCCACAUCCAGAGGGCGCCAUCUCCUUUCGUGGGCACGUCAGGUGUUGAUGUUCCAGACACGGUGGACUGGAGAAGCCAAGGCUUUGUCACCAGCGUCAAAUACCAGGGUUCAUGUGGCUCCUGCUGGGCCUUCAGUGCUGCAGGGGCCCUCGAGGGCCAGUUGGCCAAGACCACAGGGAAGCUGGUGGACCUCAGCCCCCAGAACCUGGUGGACUGUUCUAGUAAAUACGGCAACAAAGGCUGCAACGGGGGCUUCAUGACCCAGGCCUUCCAGUACGUCAUCGACAACCAGGGCAUCGACUCAGAGGCCUCGUACCCGUACAGAGGACAGGAUCAGCAGUGCCGCUACAGCCCCUCCUCCCGCGCCGCCAACUGCUCCAAGUUCAGCGUCCUGCCUGAAGGCGACGAGGGGGUUCUGAAGCAGGCGCUCGCCACCAUCGGGCCCAUCUCCGUGGCCAUCGACGCCACGAGGCCCAAGUUUCGUUUCUGGCAUAGCGGAGUGUACAACGACCCGAGCUGCUCCCAGCAUGUGAACCACGGGGUGUUGGCUGUGGGCUACGGGUCUCAGAACGGACAGGACUACUGGCUGGUGAAGAACAGCUGGGGAACGUCCUUCGCAGAACAGGGCUACAUCAAGAUGUCGCGCAACAAGAACAACCAGUGUGGCAUCGCGAGUUACUGCAGCUAUCCCAUCAUGUAGCAACAUGGAGAGAGACAAAGAAAUCUUUAAUAAUCAAACUCAAUUCUUUGUUCUGUGCAAAUUUUUUAAUGAAAAUGUUUUACUGUAAGAGCCACUAAUGGGAAUGUGAUACUAAAAGUACCAGCACUCUUUGGUGUAUUCUUACAAAAACAUAUCUCCAAGUGGAAUUUAAAAGUUUUCCUCUAAACACCUCAUCCCUGAAACUCACUGUCUUGUGUUUGUGUGAUUUUUAAAUCUGUAAUAAUGGAAUGUAUGUUCGCUGCUGAGGCUCAGACAGGUUUGGAUCCAUAUGUAGGUUUAGUCUCAGUAAGCAUCUCGUCUGUGCCUGUGACCCAGUCGAGGUGAAGAAGUGAUUUUUGCUCCAGCAGCUGUUAACCUGCCAUUAAAGCUGUCUGAAAGGAAACCAUUGACGUGGGAAAUUGGUGUGGUGGACAAUUCAGAUUUUACAUGUUACCAGUGAUCAUCAAUGGAAUCAAUACCUGUGUAUCUGGUAGAUAUCUGUGCACAUGUUGAUGUAGCAUCUACAAGCUGCCUGUAGGAAACUCACGUUAUGGUGCACGGGAGAGAACAAACCUCCUUCUGGUGUUUUUAUUUCCCACUGACGCCAAAUAUUCAUCUUUACCAAGACGUCAGGAGACAAACAACCGUUCACUGUCACAUUCACACUACGGGCAACUCAGAGUCUCCAGUUAACUUCAGUUGUACGUCUGUGGACUGUUGGAGGAAGUUGGAUGAAAUCUCGCUUCGGGGUGAACAUGCAAACUCUACACUAUUAACCACGGUGCUGCCCGACAGAUUCAAAUUUUAUGGAAACUGCAUUUUCAGUAACACAAACCUUGAGUCCUUCGAUGAUGCGUAUAUCUUCUGUUUAAUCCAAUCAAAAAGUGAUGACAAGUUUGGGUUUGACAACACAAUGAUAGUCUGGAUGGUUUCUUUGUUGCUGCAAUGAACCUUUAAGACGUUGCAGCUGUUCUGUGUCUUAAUGCUAAGCUAACUAGCUUUAAUUUCAUAUACUUUCUCUCUGCAACUAAUUAGCAGGUUUCCUCCAAUGUUCAACUCCUGUAAAGUAAGACAGUGAAAUGGGCUUGUCACUAAUUAAACUGGUGAAACAUUAA
Molecule: messenger RNA, 2267 nt
Organism: Platichthys flesus (European flounder)
Lineage: Eukaryota; Metazoa; Chordata; Actinopteri; Pleuronectiformes; Pleuronectidae
Gene: ctss2.1
Product: cathepsin S, ortholog2, tandem duplicate 1
Exons: 8
Coding region: 136-1152 (338 amino acids)
Biological process (GO): immune response
Cellular component (GO): lysosome
Molecular function (GO): cysteine-type endopeptidase activity
Source: RefSeq, a predicted model, not a curated record